CCGCGGCUCCGCGGCCUCGGACUCUCGGCCAGGCUGUUUCUCUGAUGGCGUCGGGCAUGGAUCCCGGUGGCGGCUCAGACGUUCCAGGAGCCUUCGUGUUGAGCAACCUGGCGGAGGUGGUGGAGCGCGUUCUCGCCUUCCUGCCCGCCAAGGCGCUGCUGCGCGCUGCCAGCGUGAGCCGGCUCUGGAGCGCGUGCGCGCGCCGCGUGCUGCGGGGCCAGCGCACCGUGGCCUGGGUGUCCGUGGGCCGGGCCGACGCCCUCCCCGACGCUGCCCCGGACGGGCACAGACUGCUGCGCGCCGUCGCCGAGGAGCUCGAGAAUAUUCACAUCUUACCAAGGACGGUUCUGUAUAUGGCCGAUUCUGAAACGUUUGUUAGUCAGCAGCAGCAUCGGGGCCACGUGAAGGUAAGGAAAAGAAUGAGUAUGGAAACAGCAGCUGCCCUCGAGAAGCUGUUCCCGAAACAGUGCCAAGUCCUCGGGAUUGUGACCCCAGGGAUUGUUGUGACUCCAAUGGGAUCAGGUAGCAAUCAACCUCAAGAAAUAGAAAUUGGAGAAUCUGGUUUUGCUCUGUUAUUUCCUCAAAUUGAAGGAAUAAAAAUACAGCCAUUUCAUUUUAUUAAGCAGUCAAAGAAGUUAACACUAGAAAAACAUGAGCUUACUGAAGUGGGUCUUCUAGAUAACCCAGAACUUCGUGUAGUACUUGUAUUUGGCUAUAAUUGCUGUAAGGUGGGAGCCAGCAGUUACCUGCAGCGUGUGGUCAGCACUUUCAGUGACAUGAACAUCAUCUUGGCUGGAGGCCAGGUGGACAGUUUGUCAUCGCUGACCUCUGACAAGAGUCCUCUAGAUAUCAAUGCCACCGGUGUGGUUGGAUUGUCCUUCAGUGGGCUGCACAUCCAGAGUGCCACGGUGCUCCUUACCGAGGAUGUUGGUGAUGAGAAGGCUGUGGAGGCGGCCAUGCAGCGUCUCAAGGCGGCCAACAUCCCAGAGCAGGACACUAUCGGCUUCAUGUUUGCGUGUGUUGGCCGGGGCUUCCACUAUUACCAAGACAAGACCAAUGUUGAGGCGGAUGCAUUCAGAAAGUUCUUUCCCAGUGUGCCUUUAUUUGGCUUCUUUGGAAAUGGAGAAAUUGGAUGUGACCGGAUAGUCACGGGGAACUUUAUAUUGAGGAAGUGUAACGAGGUAAAGGAUGAGGAUCUGUUCCACAGCUAUACAACCAUAAUGGCGCUUAUUCACCUUGGGUCCUCUAAAUAAAGCAGCUUUCACAGGAUAUAACUGUUGGUUCUGGCUCUUCCAGAAAAUGGAACCUUGGGAUAUUAUCUGUGUCUAUUUUCCAGCUUUGAUGAUCUGAGAUCACACUGAGGUAACUUUUAACAUACUACAUGAAGCAUAAUUUUAUACACAACAUAAAACCAAGAAUUCUGCAUCAAUAACAAGCAAAUCUCAAUGAUUGUGUUGCACAAGGUUAUGUAGCUGAUAUAAGGUAACUUUAAAUAGUGGCAGCUGGAGUAUUAGACUUUCCACAUCUGCCUCUUCAUAUUGGUAGGUGACCUGUUAAAAUCAUGACUUUAUAGAAGAAUAUAAAAGAGAAAAGACAUAGAUAGCUGCAAGAUUUUUGUCUACUGUAUUUCAUUUUUUCCAGGUAUUUUCAGAAGUUGUAAUGAUAUUAUUGAUCUUUUUACUUAUUUGACAAAACUUAAGAGCUAUUUUUGUAUUGGUAUGCAAAUAAAUUGUCAAGACUAAUUAGAUUUUAUAAGUAAGGCAUUUUCUUUUUUUUCUCUCAAUUACAAUGGAGUGUUGGUGUGUGUGUGGUUUUUUUUUUUUUUUCCCUUCCUGUAGCUCUAUAGAGCUAACUGGCAUACUAAAAAAUUAUAUUACCUUAUUUUGGUUUAUGCCAAUAAAACAUGCCAUGGUAGUUCAUAUGGCAUUUUGCAUUUAAUUGAUUUUGGUAAAUACAUGAAGGAUACAAACUCCUUUGUAGAUGAAACCCAGAGUGGUAGGUAUUAGCUCUGCAGCCCUGUCUCAUGAAAUGAUGAAAAGUUUGAAUUUCUAUUUACAUAACUAUUUAGACAAGAAGUAUACAGAAAGAACCAGUUUUCCUCAAUAUCCCGUCUUGCCAUUUUCAUAUGGUCAUGGAACUUCUCACUACUAGUUAGGCACAUGUCCCUCAGGACAAAGAUCGACCACAUUUUUCAGUGUCCUUUACACGUGGCAUGACCAUUUUUGGCCUACUCUCCACCCUGUUGCUUGGUGUGGAGCUGGGUGUACACAGCCUCGGUGAUCCAGAGGUUGGGUGAGACCCACAGAGGACACGGGUCCCUGCACCUCUUUGGGAGCCCCUGCACAGUGGUAGUGUCUUGCCUUUUUUGGCUGCCUUUUUCUUUCAGGUCUUUGUUGCAGAAUAUUUUUAGAUGAUGGUGACUGAUGUUCAGCACUUUUAAAAUGGCCAGCUUGUUCACAGAACAGUAAAAAACUCAAAAGGUAAGUGAAAUCAAAUAUAUUAACGUUGUUUUUCUACUUUUUAAUCACUUCUCUCCCAUGUUUUUGUUUUUUGGAGACAGGGUCUCUAGUCCAGGCUGACCUCAAAUUCUUCAAUCCUCCUCUGAUUCAGCUUUCAGAUUGCCUGGCUCGCCUCACUUUGACUUUUAGAGUUUUGUCUUGCUCUGUGUACAUAUACAGAGGUUGUGUUUUUUUUAUAGGUAAGUAUUAGUGCCUGAAGACAGUUCAGAGAUAAAUUUGACUGAGAACUUUUCAUCUAUAUCUGUUUAGCCAUUUUUGUUUCACUAUUAAUUUUUCUACCUGACAUCAGUAUCCAUUAUUAGCGGAUCAAAAUUCCAGUCCUUGGGUAUCUUUACAUAGCAUGUAGGGAAAAUAUUUUGUGAAUUUAUUUUCAUCCUUCAUAUUAACCAAAGUUGGUUAGAUAAUAGAGUCAAAGAGAUUUUUAAAAAUUUAAAAACUGUCUUAAAAUAUUCAUGAAAAGUUUCCUUUUAAAAGAGAGUUUUCCUACUAUACUCAAUUCCUUGUAGGUGAGGCUUUAGUUCUUGUUAUUUAUAGAUAACAAAACCAUAGUGCAAAGUAGAAAGGGAAGGAGUUGGCCCAGUAGAAACCCACUGUAGUGCUGAUAGGAAGUUAUCCUUCCUGCCUCCCAAGAGACCUCCUGAUUAUAUGGGAGGAAUUUUAACCAGUUAAAGCACUAUAAUUGGUACGUUAUUUUGAAAGGCUUGCCAUUGCAAAAGUAAAUAUUAGAGAAUAAUGGUUAUAGCUCAAUCGAUACUCCUAGAGAUGACAACCAUUGUAGUUAAUGUUUGAAAAACUGAGAUGAGCACAAAUAAAGGUUAACCCUAUUUUCACAUCCUGAACUAUCCUACUGUAAAGUGAAGAGCAGAUGAAACAGUUUAUCUAAUCAAGUCAUUAAAGAAUAUUGAUUUCUGUUUUCCAAGUGAAACCAUUUCUAAGACUAUAGUGCUUUAUAAUUUUGAUUCAAGUAGAAAUCUGAGGACAAGGGACUGUAAAUGUUGGAAUUACAAGCUACAAUUAGAAAAUACAGUAAAUGUUUACAUUUAAAAAACAUUAAAGGCAUUGCCAUUAAUCCACCUCAAAAUAUUCUUCCUCACUUUGAACACUUAUCCUAUUGUUACUGCCACAUUUGAUGCAAUUCUGGAAGUCAUCUAAGUCAUCUUGUGAGUGUCACGGCUUCCUUACUGUCCUGAACUGAUUCAAAACAUUUUUUAUUACUUACUUAUUUUGAGAUGGUCCCGUUAUGUAGUCCAGGCUGGCCUCACUUUUGGUUAUCCUCCUGCAUCAGCCACUGAAGAGCUGAGAACCUGGUUCUCACGGCUAUUUUGACUUUGGGGAAGAACCAUUGGUCCCAUGGUGCUAGUUCCAGUAAAUAAGGUAGAUGUAAAUAUAGUGUCAUGUUUUUAAAACCUGUCUAUCCAUUGGAUGGCAUUUCAAAUACACACUGUGUUUUUGGUGUUACCUUAUAAUGAAAGAGGACUCCUCUAGACCUGCUUUGGAGAGUGGCAAGAACACUGGAAUAGGUGUUCCAAGUGAGAAAGUAUUUUGAGGAGGAAUAGUAGCAAUAUGGCUUUUAUUGUAAUACUUUUUAAAAAUUUAAACACUAUUGUCACCCCUUAUAAAACCUAGAAUAGCUGAUGUAUGCAUGCUUGUAAUCCCAACUACUUAGGCUGAGCAAGAGGAUUUUGAGUUCAAGGCCAUCUCAGAAAGGGCUGGGGAUGCAGCUUAGUGGUAAGAGUGCUUGCCUAGCAUGAGUGAGGCACCUGGUUUGAUUUUCAGUACCAAAACGGACAAAAUCCACCAAAAAUCCCUAGAAACAAAUACCUCUUGCAAAGUGCUAUAAUGAGAGGUGAGGGCCAAUAGGUCCAAUAGGUUGCUUCACUAUGAAAGUUUUGUUUUCCUUAAAUAUGGUUCAUUUCCUAUGGUUCAUAUCCACUUAAGUGUCCAGAUCUGCCACUGAUGUACACUGCAAACGUAAGAAAAUGAACAUGUAAAAAACUACAGGAGAAGCUCACACAACCAAUUUCUGUGCAAUCUGGAGACGUUUUCGAGAAAAAGCACUAUGAUUUUUAUACUCUUCAAAAUACGAUCCAUAGGUUGAGUUUUAAUGGGAACAGAAGACUUUAAAUUCUUUCCAUGGGAAAUCAUGCGAUGUCAGGAGAUAAACUUGAUUUUCAGUUUAGGUGGAUUAAUGCUAAAAUAAAGAAAAUACAGUUAGAUUCUGUAAUAAUGGUCUUGGUUGCAUGGACAAAACUAAUAACUGUACUAUGUAAAGAACAUGUUACUAGAGAGCUCAUCUCAUGCCAGUCUCAUAUCUAGGGAUCAGUAGUCAGAUACUUGUAAGCCAUGGUUUUGUGCUGUGUAUAUUGCAUUUCCGCUUUGUUCCGUACUUGAAGACAGGUCCCCAGAACAUGCAGCGCUACAAAGUAGGAAGCACUGACAAAAGUCAGCACAUGUCAUUUAAUGUUUUAAUUUUGUAAACACCUUUAUAAAAGGUUUUAUUCUGUAGUGGCUCAUCACAACCAGCAAAAGGGCAAGAUUGAUUAAUGCUGCUUUAUUUAUACAUUUGGUACUAGGAAUCAAACUUAGGACCUUGUGUUUGCCAGGUUUUAACAUGUGAAUUAUGAGGUUGAGAAUUAGGAGAGCUUUCUCGGCAUUUUUCCACUUCUGACUAACCAAAAGUUGCAUACUGUGUUCCAAGUCUUCUUGUGAUACCACAUACAGAUGGGAAUAAAACAUAAUUGACCUUGAGGACCACCGUUCAUGGUAAUUUCUAUCAGAAUAGCCAAGUGUGCCCAAAAAAGAACAAUGGAAAAAAAA
Molecule: messenger RNA, 5336 nt
Organism: Octodon degus (degu)
Lineage: Eukaryota; Metazoa; Chordata; Mammalia; Rodentia; Octodontidae
Gene: Fbxo22
Product: F-box protein 22
Exons: 7
Coding region: 45-1253 (402 amino acids)
Biological process (GO): regulation of skeletal muscle fiber development; protein polyubiquitination; positive regulation of proteasomal ubiquitin-dependent protein catabolic process
Molecular function (GO): protein binding
Source: RefSeq, a predicted model, not a curated record